AUGCACUGGCCGUCCUCGUUGAAGAUCGACCAGGAUUAUCUGCUCAGUUCGGGCAGUUACAUCCAACGGUUGAAGAUGUAUCCCUAUUUUGAUUUUGCGCAUUAUGCAUUGGUAUGUUGUUUUUUCUUUGCUACGGCAUGUGAAGUUGUUAUAAUUAAUAAUUGUAAUUCAGAUGUGUUGCACAGUGCGGGAUGAUUUAGGACUCAAUGCGACGGGGUUUUCAAGACGCCAUCCCCUUAGUUGUUGGUUAUCAUCGAUGGUUGUUUGUUUUGCUGGCAAUUUCUUGGCAAACUUUCUCCUGGGAGAGCCGGUGGUUGCAACUUUCAAAAGACAUGAUGAUGUCCUUUUGGUAAGCACGUUUCGUUUGAUUUUUCAUAUUUAGAAUUGAAUGUAAACGGCUUUCUUUAGGCAACGAUUGUUUGGUAUCUCGUAUUUUAUUCGCCUUUUGAUAUUGUUUACAAAUUGACAAAGAUCAUGCCCAUCAAGAUCUUUUUAUGUAUUUUGAAAGAGACCCAAAGAACCUACAAGAUUCAUCAUGGAGUUGCCUAUGCUGCCAAGCUCUACCCGAACGCUUACAUUAUCCACGUUAUGAUCGGGACGGCUAAGGGAGCAGGUUCUGGAAUUAUUCGGCUUUUUGAACAAGCAAGUCUUUUUAAGAUUUAACAACGCUUUUUUACGAGAUAAUAACAAAAUCAUUUUUAGUUACUACGGGGAGUCUGGGUGCCAUCUCAAAGUGAGAUUCUGAGGCCGUCGUUUACUACUAAAGCUUGUGUCAUCGCUGCUGUCAUCUUCACCCUAGAUAAAAGCUCAAUCUACAUAAAUCUGCCACACGAAAUCACAUACCUCGGUCUAGUUCUAUUCUUUGUCUACUUCAAAUUGAGUGCUGUCCUUCUUCAUGUCAACGAUCCUCUGGCUCCUUUCGAGAAUCUGCUCUGUGCAAUUUUUAUGGGAGGAAUAUGGGAUGCACUCUCACGGUAAGGGUCUUUCAAAAUCAUGAUGUUUUUAGUUUGAGCUUGCACAAUUUUUAUUACAUUUUAGGGCCAUUGUUACUUCACGGGAACGAAAAUUCCAAACAGCGAAGGUGGAAAACGGAACAGUGCCAAAUGCGGACAAGAAAGACCAGUAA
Molecule: messenger RNA, 1126 nt
Organism: Bursaphelenchus xylophilus (pine wood nematode)
Lineage: Eukaryota; Metazoa; Nematoda; Chromadorea; Rhabditida; Aphelenchoididae
Source: the annotation of a GenBank genome assembly